AUAUAAAAAUAACAUAAUAUACAAUAUUAUAAACUUAAAACGGGUCAGAAUGAGUUGGGCUUGGGCCUUGAAUGUUUAAACCCGAGCCUGACCCAUAUUUUAAAUAAAUCUACUUUUUUUACCUAAACCCAUUUUUCGGACUUAAUAUUUUACUCAAAUCCUCUCAAAUUUUAAGCGGGCAUCCUAGUAAAUGAACUCAAAAAGACAUAGAAUCUGUCGCCCAACAAAAAGCCCAAUAACAUCGCCUAACUUUGAUCAAUGCCCACUCAUUCAUAUCAUCAAUUUCCACCAACUUUCCUCAACCAAUCGCCGCCAACUGACAAAUUAAUCAACACCCAAUCCCGUGUUGGCCAUUCAAUGACCAUCAUCAAACACCCAACAUCGACGACCCUUAGAUUCCUUUCCUCCAUCAACAGCCGUAGAUUUCAAUACCCACGGCGGCGAUUUCUUCUCGUCAACGGUUCCGUUCGAUUCAAACCCAUGGCUACGAAGUUGGAAGAGACGAUGAUAAAGGGUGCCGGCGAAGAUAGCAAAAAGGGAGGUAAAGGGGAAGAACCGGGUAAGGGAAUACAACCGCCGCCUCCACCACCGGAGAAGCCUGAGCCUGGAGAUUGUUGCGGCAGCGGUUGCGUGCGGUGCGUUUGGGAUGUGUAUUAUGAGGAACUUGAGGCUUAUAAUAAGCUUUACAAAUCAGAUUCCAAUGGAUCCAAAUCAAAUUCAUCUUAAUUUCACUUUCUUUUUUUCAAUUUUUUAUUGUUUUUUUUUAAAUUUGCUUUUUUUUUUUCGGUUUAGUGAAUUGUUGUUGUUGUUGUGGUUGUCGGGUUUUGACAACAUAAAAAUUAUUGUUUCUCCACUUCGUCGAAUUAUUUGAUUCAAAUUUUAUCA
Molecule: messenger RNA, 885 nt
Organism: Gossypium raimondii (Peruvian cotton)
Lineage: Eukaryota; Viridiplantae; Streptophyta; Magnoliopsida; Malvales; Malvaceae
Exons: 1
Coding region: 259-726 (155 amino acids)
Source: RefSeq, a predicted model, not a curated record